AUGGUGAAACCGGAGCGUGUUACAUCUGUGGAAAGCUAUUUGCUACGGCUUUUCCAAUCUGGCGCUAUCAGAACCAAGGUUUCCGAAAGCGACAUUGUGGAGAUUCUAGAAAAAGUGUCCAAAGAGGAAAGAAAGGGUAAGGAGACCAAGAUUGUGUUUGAUCGUCGAGAAACUCACUACGAGGACGAAGCGGACGACGACGACGACGACUUUUUCGAUUAG
This is a messenger RNA of Ogataea philodendri, 222 nucleotides long. RefSeq lists its product as uncharacterized. The record is from RefSeq and is a predicted model, not a curated record. Lineage: Eukaryota; Fungi; Ascomycota; Pichiomycetes; Pichiales; Pichiaceae. Gene Ontology annotation, molecular function: DNA binding. The transcript has a single exon. Gene Ontology annotation, cellular component: nucleus; cytosol. Bases 1 to 222 code for a protein of 73 amino acids.